Cercocebus atys (sooty mangabey) is the source of this 732-nucleotide messenger RNA. RefSeq names its product phosphohistidine phosphatase 1 (gene PHPT1). The record is from RefSeq and is a predicted model, not a curated record. Gene Ontology annotation, biological process: peptidyl-histidine dephosphorylation. The coding region runs from base 1 to 543 and encodes 180 amino acids. Gene Ontology annotation, molecular function: protein histidine phosphatase activity. The transcript has 4 exons. Lineage: Eukaryota; Metazoa; Chordata; Mammalia; Primates; Cercopithecidae. Gene Ontology annotation, cellular component: cytosol.
AUGGAGAUGGGAGAGGGGGGAGCCUUCGGGCGGUUGGAGGGAGAGGGGGAGGGCCUUCGGGCGUUGAGUACAAGCGGAAACCCCGGGUCGGGUGGGGGUCGAUGGCCUGUCGGGGCACUCGGGUGGGAGGAGGGGCUCGCAGGACGAAGAACAUCGGCGGCGGCGGGACCUUUUCGUCUGUUCACCAUUCCUGAUGUGGAACAUCGACUCGACGGUGCCGUCUUCAUGUAUGUGCUGAUCCGAGUCCACUCGGCUCCGCGCUCCGGCGCUCCGGCUGCGGAGAGCAAGGAGAUCGUGCGCGGCUACAAGUGGGCCGAGUACCAUGCGGACAUCUACGACAAAGUGUCGGGCGACAUGCAGAAGCAGGGCUGUGACUGUGAGUGUCUGGGCGGCGGGCGCAUCUCCCACCAGAGCCAGGACAAGAAGAUUCACGUGUACGGCUACUCCAUGGCCUAUGGUCCUGCCCAGCACGCCAUUUCAACUGAGAAAAUCAAAGCCAAGUAUCCCGACUACGAGGUUACCUGGGCUAACGAUGGCUACUGAGCACUCCCAGCCUGGGGCCUGCUACCUCCAGCAGCCAUGUCGGAGCCCCCGCCUUUGCCUGCACCCCUUUUGGGGCUAGCCCUGCCUGCUUCUGCGGCAGCCCCUGGUGACGUGCCGUCUGCCAGGCUUUGCAGACAGGCUAGCUUGACCACAGAAUUAAACGUGUUGCCACGCCUCCCAGUCUCUGAA